Molecule: messenger RNA, 638 nt
Organism: Hordeum vulgare subsp. vulgare (domesticated barley)
Lineage: Eukaryota; Viridiplantae; Streptophyta; Magnoliopsida; Poales; Poaceae
Exons: 1
Coding region: 147-476 (109 amino acids)
Source: RefSeq, a predicted model, not a curated record
CGCCAACUGUCAUCACGCACAAAACACCAGGAACCGCACGGUACAAAUGCCCGCACGCGCGACACCACGCAUCGUCGUAGUAGUCAGAGUUGCACACAACACACACACGUCCGCACGCACAGAUCCUUGCACGAACCAACCGAUCCAUGGCCGCCGUCGUGAAGGCGAGAGCGAUGUGCGUGCUGCUGCUCCUCCUCGUCCUGUCGGCCGACGUGCGGCCACAGGCCGUGGACGGGCAGGCGCCGCCGGCUCCGGAGGUGGUCGCGACGAUCGAAGCGGAUGCCGACGGCCGCGGCAAUGGCACCCGCCCCGGCACCGGCGGCGGCGGGAACGCCGCGAGGAAGGUGUUGAGCACCAUCGACUGCCAGAUCUGCGAGUCGACGUGCCGGGUCAAGUGCCUCAUCAACAACCUCUUCCAGUGGGGCACUUGCUACCAGCACUGCAAGGCCGACAACUGCAACGACUGGUGUAGGUAGUCAUCCGUCGGGCUAACGUGCCGGUUGAUGCAUGACAUGACACAAGCAUGCGUGUAGCCGUGAAUGGAUCCCAAGUACACCCGGCCUUGCUAAAAUUUUCGCUUCAACGCCUAUAUAUGAAGAGGACGCUGCUAUUUUGAUUUUAUUUACUUAUAAACUCGA